Messenger RNA from Cervus elaphus (red deer), 3378 nucleotides. It is a transcript of the gene ESF1, whose product is annotated as ESF1 nucleolar pre-rRNA processing protein homolog. The coding region runs from base 292 to 2868 and encodes 858 amino acids. NCBI's taxonomy places the organism in Eukaryota, Metazoa, Chordata, Mammalia, Artiodactyla, Cervidae. Gene Ontology annotation, cellular component: nucleus. Gene Ontology annotation, molecular function: RNA binding. The transcript is spliced from 14 exons. The record is from RefSeq and is a predicted model, not a curated record. Gene Ontology annotation, biological process: rRNA processing.
ACGCCGUGAGAGGAUUCGGAGUCAGUGAGUGGAACUGGGCUCCAGAAGAGGGACAGAGCCAGUAUCCCAAAGAUUCUCCUUCGGGUUUACGAGUGCCGCGCUCUUCCUCCUUGCCUUUCCGACCCCUCUCUUCAAGCUUCUUUGUUCCUCCUCCAGGUCGUGUUGAGGGACUUCAGCCCCAAAGCGGCUCUCUGAGGUUUGGGAGCUGGGAAGGAAGUCCUCGUUCCCUGGUGUUCCCGGCGUUACCGGUAUUUGAUUUCUUCAGGCAUUUGUCCAGUUACACAUUUAAAAAUGGCAUCCAAACAAGAAAUCAUGAGUGACCAACGGUUCAGGCGUGUUGCAAAGGACCCAAGAUUUUGGGAAAUGCCAGAAAAGGAUCGAAAAGUCAAAAUUGACAAGAGAUUUCGAGCAAUGUUUCAUGACAAAAAGUUCAAAUUGAAUUAUGCUGUGGAUAAAAGAGGACGUCCUAUCAACCACAGCACUACAGAGGACUUGAAACGUUUUUACGACCUUUCAGAUUCUGAUUCGGAUCUCUCUGAUGAGGAUAAUAAAACACUGAGUCAAAAGAAAAUGAGGAAGAAAAAACCCCAGACUAUAAAUGAAGUAGAGUCAAGAAAUCUUGUUGAAGAUAAAAAGAAAAAAAACAAAACAAUUUGUCAAAAAGGUUCUAGAAAUAAGAAUGAUUUAGAUAACUCUGAGAGAACUCAGAAAAUGAAAACUUCAUGCAAAUCUAAGAAGAUAGACUCAGUAAGUCCUGAGAAAGAUAGCAAAGAAUUUACACAAAAAAGUACAAAAGGGGAAAAAAACACAGUCCAGCAUAGCACAGACUCGUUUCCCAAAGGACAACUAAGAACGGUAGACUCAGGCACCUCUGAGAUUGUUCAGUCUCCCAAGGUCAAGUAUUCUGAGACAAGAAGAAGAAAAAUGCAAUCAGUGGUUCCAUUCAUAAUGGCAAGAGACAGUGAUGGUCAUGAAGACUCAACAGGUGGUAAAAUGUUUGACAAAGAUGCUCUGGAGGAAGAUUCAGAAAGUGCUAGUGAAACAGGAAGUGAUGAAGAAUCUGAAGAUGAAAUUACAGGCAUUUGUAGGGCUGCUGCUGCUGAUCUUCAUGAUGAAGAAGAAGAAGAAGAAGAUGAUGAUGAUGGAAUUGAAAAUGAUGAGGAAGACGAGGAUAGUGAGGAUAAUGAUGAAAGUGACAGUGGCCCUGAUCUUGCAAGGGGCAAAGGAAAUAUAGAAACCAGUUCUGAAGAUGAAGACGAUAUGGCAGAUUUACUUCCAGAGGAAUCUGGUUUUGAGCAUGCUUGGAGAGAAUUAGAUAAAGAUGCUCCUCGGGCUGAUGAGAUUACGUGUCGAUUAGCAGUUUGCAACAUGGAUUGGGAUAGAUUGAAGGCAAAAGAUUUGCUGGCUUUGUUCAAUUCAUUUAAACCUAAAGGAGGUGUUAUAUUUUCUGUAAAGAUAUAUCCUUCGGAGUUUGGAAAGGAGAGGAUGAAGGAAGAGCAUGUUCAAGGACCAGUGGAGUUAUUAAGCAUUCCUGAGGAUGCUCCUGAAAAGGACUGGGCCUCUAGAGAAAAACUGAGAGAUUAUCAAUUCAAACGACUGAAAUACUAUUAUGCAGUAGUAGACUGUGAUUCUCCUGAAACAGCCGCUAAAAUUUAUGAGGAUUGUGAUGGCCUGGAAUUCGAAAGCAGUUGUUCGUUUGUAGAUCUAAGGUUUAUACCAGAUGAUAUUACUUUUGAUGAUGAGCCCAAGGAUGUAGCCUCAGAAGUGGAUUUAACAGCAUACAAACCAAAAUAUUUCACAUCUGCUGCAAUGGGAACAUCAACGGUGGAGAUCACUUGGGAUGAGACUGAUCAUGAAAGAAUUACAACACUCAACAGGAAAUUUAAAAAGGAAGAGCUUUUGGACAUGGAUUUUCAAGCCUAUUUAGCUUCUUCCAGUGAAGAUGAAGAGGAAAUAGAAGAAGAACCGCAAGGUGAUGAUGGAGUCAGUAUAGAAGAAGAUGGGAAAACAAAAAAAGGUCAGAAGGAUGAUGAAGAACAUAUUGCUAAAUAUAGGCAACUCUUACAAGUUAUUCAAGACAAAGAAAAGAAAGGCAAAGAAAAUGAUAUGGAAAUGGAAAUUAAGUGGGUUCCAGGCCUUAAAGAAAGUGCAGAAGAGAUGGUCAAAAACAAAUUGGAAGGAAAGGAUAAACUGACCCCUUGGGAACAAUUUUUAGAGAAGAAGAAAGAGAAAAAAAGACUGAAAAAGAAACAAAAGGCUCUUGCUGAAGAGGCCAGUGAAGAUGAUGUUCCCUCUGAUGUUGAUAUGAAUGACCCAUACUUUGCUGAAGAAGCUAAAAAAAUAGGUAUAAAAGAAAAGAAAAAAUCAACAAAAUCUGCAAAAGAUGACAUAUCUCCAGAGGAAGAAGCUGAAAUAGAAAGACAAAAGGCUGAAAUGGCUUUGCUUGUGAUGGAUGAGGAGGAAGAGAGCAAGAAACACUUCAAUUAUAACAAGAUUGUGGAGCACCAGAAUCUGAGCAAAAAGAAGAAAAAACAGCUCAUGAAGAAGAAGGAAUUACUGGAGGAUGACUUUGAGGUCAAUGUUAAGGAUGCAAGGUUUCAGGCAAUGUAUACUUCCCACUUGUUCAAUUUGGAUCCUUCAGAUCCUAAUUUCAAGAAAACAAAAGCUAUGGAAAAAAUCCUUGAGGAGAAAGCCCGUCAAAGAGAACAAAAAGAGCAAGAACUUACUCAGGCAGUAAAGAAAAAGGAGAGUGAAAUUCAAAAGGAAUCACACAAGAGAUCCAUUGAUCCUGCCUUGUCAAUGUUGAUUAAAUCUGUAAAAAACAAAACAGAGCAGUUUCAAGCAAGAAAAAAGCAAAAAGUCAAAUAAUUGUUUGUUGUUUCUUUUUGAAUUGAGAAUGUAGAAAGUAUACAGAAGUGGUGGAAGGAUUACUUAUUGGGAACAGUCUACCUUUCAAGAAUAUUAGUAAAAUCUGACAGUCAUAAAAUUUAUUUUCCAUGUAUAACAGACCUAAUUGUGGGUGGUUGAAAGAUUUGUACUGUAUAUUUCCACAAAUUAAUCAUAAUCAAUCCAGACUAUAAGGUUUAUAAAAUUUUAAUAUUUUUUACUCUGUUAGCUUUUUUAAAGACUGUUUACAAUUCCUAUGUAAAAAAUAGAGUACUACCCAAGUCUUGAGUUGGAGUAAGAGUUGGGAACAAUUUGAAAAUAUGUAUAUGCAAUACAUUAAUUUCUCUGGAAGCAGGAGGCAGAUUUAGAUAUUUGUUUAAGUAAUUUAUUUUUCUAGCCAUAAUGAAUAGAAGCUAGUAACUUUCUUUGUUGUUUGGUCAUGUUUAUUAUAGUUCAUUAAUUUAUAAAUAAAAGUUUUUAUUAUUUUGUGUA